AUGGCCAAUGUGACAGACCAUUUUAGGGGAAGAUUAAUAACAAGUUAUGAUUGUGGUGCCCCGAUCUCACAGGUAAGGGCUAAUCUUGCUGAACGACUUGACAAGGAAGGUCGUCUAAAGGACAUUAUGUGGGUUGAUGCAAGGAGUCGUGUUGCCUUUGAUGACUUUGGGGGGGUAGUAUGCUUUGAUGCUACAUACCUAACCAACUCAUAUGAGCUCCCUUUUGCUAAUUUUGUCGGAGUGAAUCAUCACGGCCAGUCAUUGUUGCUUGGUUGUGCAUUGAUGUCCCAUGAAGAUGCUGAAAGUUUUACAUGGUUGUUUAGGCAGUGGCGCAUAUGCAUGGGGGGUAGAUGUCCUGUUGCUAUCCUAAAUGACCAGGCACCGGCUAUGAGACGUCCUUUGGAAGUAGUAAUGCCUGAAACUCGACAUCGUUGGUGUCUAUGGCAUAUAAUGAACAAAAUCCCAGCCAAGCUCGGUACUCAUACUAGGUAUGCAGAGUUAAAAGAGGUGAUGACAGAGGUGGUGUAUGAGAGCCUAUCCGUAGAGGAGUUUGAGAGUAGGUGGGAUGAUAUGUUAGUUGAAUUUAAUGUUGAAGAGCAUACUAAGAGUAAGGAUUGGCUGGGUGACAUGUUUAAGGACAGGAAGAUGUGGGUGCCUGCGUUUUUAAACAAUUAUUUCUGGGCCGGCAUGAAGACAACGCAGCGGGUAGAGUCAAUAAAUUCGUUUUUCGAUGGUUUUUUGGAGAGAGGCACAAAGUUGUUUGAGUUUCCCAAAAAAUAUUGUGCUGCUAUGAAUAAAAGGUGUAGUGAUGAGAAAAAUGCGGACGCAAAUUGUGCGAAGUAUAUUCGUAAACUGGUUACUGGAUUCCACAUUGAGAGUGUAUUCCAGAAGAUAUACACGGACAACAAGUUUAGAGAUGUGCAGAGAGAAUGUGAGAGGCUUCUCUAUUGUGUUGUGAAGGAGGAGAAACAGAUUUCGGAUAAACACUUUGAAUACUUGAUGGAAGACCGUGUGUGGAUCAUUGUUAAAGGCAAAAGUGAAGAGGUAUUGACGAAAUACAAGAAAUUCUACGUAGUGAAGUUUGGAACGAGUCCAAUGGAAAUAUCUUGUGUAUGUAAGUUGUUCGAGACUAGGGGUAUUCUGUGUAGGCACUGUAUUCGGGUCUUUGAAACAAACUCUGUGGUUAAUAUUCCUGACAAAUACAUCCUUCGGCGAUGGCGGAAGGAUGUGUAUCGGAAGCAUAUGCAUGUUACGGUUGGUUCCUAUGAUCCGACAAAGACGGAAGUUGCUAAAAGGUUUGAUAAGAUAAUGCUUGAAUUUGAACCUAUUUGUGAGGAAGCAAGUGUCGAUGAACAAACUAUGCAGUUUGUUGUGAAUGAAUUGCGAGUGCUAGAAAUCGCGGUUAGGGAACGGGUGAUCAAUAAGGAUGCGUUGGGUUCGGUCGAUGACGGAGUAGAUGGACCUUCAACAGAAGCUAGCGUCGGGAAGUUAAAGGUGUUUAGACACCCAUCCAAUGAAGUGCUUGGGAAUACACCAAAUACGGCGACUAUAUCUGUGGUUUCUGAUGAUGAUCUUCUAUUGAGCCGCAAUAACAUUGGAUGGUGUGAAGGCAGUAGUCACAGUUAG
Molecule: messenger RNA, 1626 nt
Organism: Spinacia oleracea (spinach)
Lineage: Eukaryota; Viridiplantae; Streptophyta; Magnoliopsida; Caryophyllales; Amaranthaceae
Product: protein FAR1-RELATED SEQUENCE 6-like
Exons: 5
Coding region: 1-1626 (541 amino acids)
Molecular function (GO): zinc ion binding
Source: RefSeq, a predicted model, not a curated record